Messenger RNA from Aspergillus steynii IBT 23096, 828 nucleotides. RefSeq lists its product as uncharacterized. NCBI's taxonomy places the organism in Eukaryota, Fungi, Ascomycota, Eurotiomycetes, Eurotiales, Aspergillaceae. The transcript is spliced from 2 exons. The coding region runs from base 1 to 828 and encodes 275 amino acids. The record is from RefSeq and is a predicted model, not a curated record.
AUGCAAGUCUUGAAUGAAGACAUUCAGGGUCUCGAAAGUCAAGAGUUCAACCCAUCGAAAACAAUAUCAGACCCCUUCUUUCACCUAGUCUUCAACUCAGAACCUCAGCCUGAAAUUGACCUAUCCAUAUCCCCAGACCCUUUCUGGGCCCGGUGUGGCUUCUGGCCAGAUGUUAACAUGCAACUUUCUUCCACUGAGACGCCCACUGAGAAGGGCUCCGACUCAAAUGCAACGACAAACACCAAUAACAUUGAUAUCUCCACAGCCCUCCAAGCCUCCGAGCCAUCCACCUUCUCAUUCCCAGACGACCGAACCCUCGAGGUCCCAUCGCUGAAGCUCCUCACCGCAGCGACCAAACCCGUUCUAUCAACCUCGAUCCAGCGAGUCGAGUUCCGGUACCAUGACAUCCUUGGGCUCCUCGCCAUCCGCAUCGACCUCGACCUCGUCCAGCAAUUCAUACCCUUCUCCCAACCACCACCACCACCCCUAAAUACCACCCUCGAUAUAAAAUCCCUCCCCCCACACCUGCAGCCAAUCCCCACCCAGCGCCUAAUCCCCCACCACCCCGUCCUCGACCUCCUCCCGUGGCCCGGCACGCGCGAUAAACUGAUCCAAGUAUUCAAUCUGCCCGUGUCCUUGCGUCCCCGGAACGCACAGGACCCAAUGGGUUUGGUCCGUCUGGUGCACGGCAUGGAGGAUGUCGGCGGCGAGGGGAUCAGGGUACAGGGUGGGGAUCCGUUCGAGCCAGGGGGUGGGAGAUCGGGCAGGUUGUGUUUGAGCGGUGGUGCUGGGCUUUUGAGAUGGGGGUUUGGAUUUGGGGUUGGGUAA